Cylindrotheca closterium is the source of this 963-nucleotide messenger RNA. NCBI's taxonomy places the organism in Eukaryota, Bacillariophyta, Bacillariophyceae, Bacillariales, Bacillariaceae. The record is from the annotation of a GenBank genome assembly.
AUGGGUGAUAGUUCAGCAAACGGACAGGUUGCUCUCCUGAGCGAUCCUGUCGAUGUCAUUAUUGACAAACUACUAAGUGUGCGUGGUGCCCGUCCUGGAAAACAGGUCGACCUUUCGGAAGCCGAAAUUAAGAUGAUUUGUCUUCGUAGUCGGGAUUUGUUGAUUGGACAACCCAUGCUUCUCGAAUUGGAAGCACCCAUCAAAAUCUGUGGUGAUGUGCACGGUCAAUACUAUGAUUUAUUGCGUCUAUUCGAAUAUGGUGGAUUCCCUCCUGAAUCAAAUUACAUCUUCCUUGGAGACUACGUGGAUCGUGGAAAGCAAUCUUUAGAGACAAUCUGCUUGCUCCUUGCUUACAAGAUCAAGUAUCCCGAGAACUUUUUCGUUCUCCGUGGUAACCACGAGUGCGCAUCCAUCAACCGUAUCUAUGGUUUCUACGAUGAAUGCAAGCGACGAUUUGGAAUUAAGCUAUGGAAAACAUUCACAGAUUGUUUCAAUUGCCUUCCCUGUGCUGGUGUUAUUGACGAGAAGAUCUUUUGCAUGCACGGUGGUCUAUCUCCUGAACUCACCAGUUUGGAUCAAGUAAAACGCAUUGUCAGACCGACGGAUGUCCCAGAUACUGGUCUGUUGUGUGACCUCCUCUGGUCUGACCCUGAUAAGGAAAUUGAUGGAUGGGGUGAGAACGAUCGGGGUGUCUCAUUCACCUUCGGGGAAGAUAUUGUUGCGCAGUUUUUGCACAAGCAUGACCUGGAUUUGAUUUGCCGUGCUCACCAGGUUGUCGAAGAUGGAUACGAAUUCUUUGCCAGAAGACAACUGGUGACUCUCUUCUCCGCACCUAACUACUGCGGUGAAUUCGACAAUGCAGGAGCCAUGAUGAGUGUCGAUGAUACUCUAAUGUGCUCAUUCCAGAUCCUCAAGCCCGCUGAAAAGAGACAAAGAUUCUCUUACCAGGGUGGAAGACGUUAA